Messenger RNA from Pipistrellus nathusii (Nathusius's pipistrelle), 1347 nucleotides. Lineage: Eukaryota; Metazoa; Chordata; Mammalia; Chiroptera; Vespertilionidae. The record is from the annotation of a GenBank genome assembly.
AUGAGUGAUUUCAGCGAAGACUUGCUGAGGCCCACGAAGGAGGAUGACCCAGCGGAAAGGAGUGUUCGCUCUUGUUCAGGAAUGCGUCUCCCUUGGCUCCAGAAGCACGUGGAAAGUGUGCUGACCCGAGGGAAAAAGGAGAAGGAUUUUGCUCAGACCACAAGUGCCUGUUUAAGUUUCAUCCAAGAGGCCCUGCUAAAGCACCAGUGGCAGCGAGCAGCCGAGUACAUGCACAGCUACCUCCAGACCCUGGAAGACUCGGACAGCCAAAAGCGGCAGGCCGCGCCCGAGAUGAUUUGGAAACUCGGAAGUGAAAUUCUCUAUUAUCACCCCAAAAGCAGCGUGGAGACUUUCAAUGUCUUUGCGGACAGGAUGAAGAAUAUCGGCGUCAUGAAUUACUUAACGAUCUCCCUGCAACACACGUUAUACCUUCUGCACCACGGGCUGCUGGACGACGCCAACAGGAAUCUGAGCCAGGCGGAGACGUGGAGAUACGGCGAGAAGUCCUCGUCCCAGGAGGCGCUGAUCAACCUCGUCCAGGCCUACAAAGGGCUUUUGCAGUAUUACACCUGGUCUAAGAAGAAGAAGGAAUUGUCCGAGCUUGAUGAGGAUGACUAUGCUUACAGCACAGCCUCUCAGAACAUGUUCAGCCACAGCUGGAAAACGUCCAUCAACUUCUCUGCUCUGAUUCAGACGCCCGGGGUCUGGGACCCUUUCGUGAAGAGUUAUGUAGAGAUGCUGGAAUUCUAUGGGGAUCAAGAUGGGGCCCGAGAGGUCCUCUCUAACUAUGCCUACGACGAAAAGUUCCCGUCUAAUCCCAACGCACACGUCUACUUGUACAACUUUCUAAAGAGAGAGAAGGCGCCACGAGAGAAACUGAUUAGUGUGCUUAAGAUUUUGUAUCAGAUUGUACCAUCUCAUAAGCUGAUGCUAGAAUUCCACAGGUUACUGAGGAAAUCAGACCAAGAAGAGCACCGUAGACUGGGGCUGGAGGUGCUGUUCGGUGUCUUGGAUUUUGCUGGAUGCACCAAAAACCUUCCUGCUUGGCACUGUUUGGCAAAAUAUCUCCGACAGAUCUUAAUGCGAAGCCAUCCUGCCUGGGUUCAGGAGGAGUGGGAUUCCAGGAAAAGCUGGUGGCCAGGCUUUCACUUCAGCUCCUUCUGGGCAAAAAGCGACUGGAAAGAGGAUAGAGCUUUGGCUUACGAGAAAGCGUUCGUAGCCGGGAUAUUGUUAGGAAAAGGUUGUAGAUAUUUUCGGUAUAUUUCAAAACAAGAUCAUCAAGUCUUAAGGAAGAAAUUUAAGCGGAUGAAGAAGUUAGUGAAAAAACACAGUAUUGUAAAUCCCUGA